UGCUGCACAACUCCAUUCACUUUAACCGUUAGAAUCCCGCGUGCUCUAAAAAUUUGCAGCUACCACGCAAUACGAAUGAAAACUAAAGUUUAAGCGCAGUGCAGUGAAUAUUAUAUAUGGCAAAAUGUACACAGCUGUUAAGCCGCUCUCGAAGUAUCUCCAACUGAAGUCGGUGCGCAUUUACGACGGCGUAUUCACGCUGCACGCAAAAUGCACCUGUGCCAUUUUAUUGGCAUUCACAUUUCUGCUGUCAUCGAAACAAUAUUUCGGUGAUCCCGUUGUGUGUAUAUCGGAAAUACCCCAGAAGGACUUUGUUGUGUCCCAUUGCUGGACAAUGGGCAUGUACAUCAUAGACUACGACGAUGCUCCCUUGAUGGCCAAUUUGAGCAAAACAAUCCAAAGUGACUACAAAAAACACAUAAAUACCAACAAAGAAAUGGACGAGAAUCUGCUGAACAAUGCACUGGGAUUAAAGGAGGUGAUUGGACGUGAUCGGGAACGUGUUUUUCUACGCUAUUAUCAGUGGGUUGUUCCCGUUCUAAUGCUGCAGUCGUUCAUUUUCUAUCUGCCUGCAUUUCUCUGGAAGAAAUGGGAAGGCGGAAGACUGAAGAAUCUGUGCGCCAAUCUCGAGGAUGCACUCGCCUCCAACGAGAAGGCUCUGACCCAUCUCCGGAAACUGGCCAGCUAUUUCUCACGGGAUCACAAGGAAUCCCACAUGCGCUACUUUGUAUGCUACACUUUCUGUGAAGUCUGCAACUUUGUCAUCAGCAUAAUCAACAUGCUGCUGCUCAACGUGUUUCUGGACAACUUCUGGUCACACUAUGUGAAGGCUCUGGCCGUUGUUCCUGCCUACAACUGGAACGAAUGGAAUCGCAUUACCACCCACAUCUUUCCCAAAAUUGCCAAGUGUCAGAUACUGAAAUUUGGCUCCAGUGGCAGCUUUGAAUAUCGCGAUAAUCUCUGUUUGUUGCCACUGAACACAUUGAAUGAGAAGAUCUUUGUGUUCCUCUGGCUCUGGUUUAUACUGAUGGCCAUAUUGGCGGGCUUUAAACUGAUCUAUCGCACCUUUGUCAUCUUCCAUCAUGGACUACGCCUGCAACUGCUACGUGCCCAAUCCCGUUUCAUGUCCAAAACAUCGAUAAAGCGCGCCUUUUGUGGCUUCAGCUGCGGGGAUUGGUUUAUUCUGAUGCGUGUGAGCAGCAACAUCAGUCCGGAACAAUUCACCCAACUCAUGAGUCUACUCUGCACCAAACAAUGCGGCGCAGAAAAGUCCGUCUCUCACAGUCUGGACACCAACUGAAUUUACACUAAACUAUCCAAUAUAUAUUUAACGAAAAAUACAAUUAAGUAAUUGUAUUUUUCUUUUGUCAAUUUGUUAAAGAAUAUCUUUAUUUCUCGAUAUGAAGCCAUUAUCGAAUUGAAACCAUACUUUUUUUUGUAUUUAAAACCAAGUCACGAAACUGUCUAUUAUUUUUUGAUAUAUAUAACUAAGAGCCUAUCGUUGAAUAGGAUAAGUUCUCGAAAUGAAUACAUUAACUUAAAUUAAACAAAAAAUUGGAAUAAAUUAUUUUUCUUCAUAUUUAUAACUUAAA
Drosophila innubila is the source of this 1592-nucleotide messenger RNA. RefSeq names its product innexin inx5 (gene zpg). Gene Ontology annotation, molecular function: gap junction channel activity. The transcript is spliced from 2 exons. Gene Ontology annotation, cellular component: plasma membrane; gap junction. The coding region runs from base 125 to 1300 and encodes 391 amino acids. The record is from RefSeq and is a predicted model, not a curated record. NCBI's taxonomy places the organism in Eukaryota, Metazoa, Arthropoda, Insecta, Diptera, Drosophilidae. Gene Ontology annotation, biological process: phototransduction.